This is a messenger RNA of Ilex paraguariensis (yerba mate), 298 nucleotides long. The record is from the annotation of a GenBank genome assembly. NCBI's taxonomy places the organism in Eukaryota, Viridiplantae, Streptophyta, Magnoliopsida, Aquifoliales, Aquifoliaceae.
GGCCUCAUCCCUUUUGUCACCAUUAUCUUCGAUGCCCACUAGCAAUGCCUCACCACCUGCACCUCACCUACGCCCCUUCACCGGCACCUUUCCUCCUGCGCCCGGCGCCUUGCCUCCUACUCUUACCGGCCCCCUGUCCUACAGACGCCCUCUGCGCGCCACNAUGCCCACUAGCAAUGCCUCACCACCUGCACCUCACCUACGCCCCUUCGCCAGCACCUUUCCUCCUGCGCCCGACGCCUUGCCUCCUACUCUUACCGGCCCCCUGUCCUACAGACGCCCUCUGCGCGCCACUUAA